Molecule: messenger RNA, 2748 nt
Organism: Puma concolor (puma)
Lineage: Eukaryota; Metazoa; Chordata; Mammalia; Carnivora; Felidae
Gene: LEMD3
Product: LEM domain containing 3
Biological process (GO): nuclear envelope organization; negative regulation of BMP signaling pathway
Molecular function (GO): chromatin DNA binding
Source: RefSeq, a predicted model, not a curated record
AUGGCGGCGGCAGCGGCUUCGGCGCCUCAGCAGCUCUCGGAUGAGGAGCUUUUCUCUCAGCUCCGCCGUUACGGCCUGUCUCCUGGCCCAGUGACGGAGAGCACCCGCCCGGUCUACCUCAAGAAGCUGAAGAAGCUUCGAGAGGAAGAGCAGCAGCAGCACCGGUCCGGGGGCCGCGGCAACAAGACGCGGAACAGUAAUAACAAUAACACGGCUGCUGCCGCGGUCGCCGCGGCGGGAGCGCCGGCGGCGGCCGCGGGGCUGGGGGGCCGGCCGGUCUCUGGCGACCUCUCCUACUUGCGGACUCCUGGGGGUCUGGGCCGAAUCUCGGCCUCUGGCCCGGAGAGCCCCGUGGGAGGGCCCGGGGGCGCCUCGGCCGCCCCCACGGCUGGCAGCAAAGUGCUGCUGGGCUUCAGCUCGGACGAGUCGGACGUGGAGGCCAGUCCCCGGGACCAGGCCGGCGGCGGCGGCGGCGGCGGCGGGAGGAAAGACCGGGCUUCGCUCCAGUACCGCGGGCUCAAACCGCCGUCGGCGCCCCUGGCCGCCAGCGAGGUGACUAACAGCAACUCGGCCGAGAGAAGGAAGCCCCACUCGUGGUGGGGGGCCCGGCGGCCGGCGGCUCCGGAGCUGCAGACCCCGUCGGCGAGAGAUGCAGCCGCGGAGGACGAGGAGGAGGAGGGGGAAGACGGAGAGGACAGGGACCCAGAGGCCGAGGAGCCGCUGUGGGCGAGCCGGACGGUGAAUGGCAGCCGGCUUCUCCCUUACAGCUGCCGGGAGAACUAUUCGGACUCGGAGGAAGAGGAGGACGACGACGUGGCCUCCAGCAGACAGGUAUUAAAGGACGACUCCCUUUCCCGGCAUCGGCCCAGACGGAGCCAUAGUAAGCCUCUCUCUUCACUGACUGCUAAAUCGGCCGGCGGCCGGCUGGAGACCUCAGUUCAGGGAGGGGGAGGAAUCCCGAUGAAUGACAGGGCGGCGGCUGCGGGGAGUCUAGACUGGAGCCGAAACCUCGAAGAGUCGGCGGCGGCGGCGGAGCAGGGAGGAGGGUGUGAUCCCCUGGACUCUAGCCCCAUUCCUAGGUACCGUGUCACCGCUAAGAAACUGGCCCCUCUCCUGCCCCCGCCACUGACCGACAUGGACUCAACCUUGGAUUCGUCCACAGGCUCCCUCCUUAAAACCAAUAAUCAUAUCGGCGGCGGGGCCUUCAGUGUGGACUCCCCCAGGAUUUUUUCCAACAGCCUUCCUCCCGGUGCAGCGGUGGCUGCCUCCAGUUCACUCAGGAUCAAUCACUCCAAUCAUACGGGCUCCAAUCACACCUACCUGAAAAACGCAUACAACAAACCGAAGCUUUCCGAACCCGAGGAGGAACUUCUCCAGCAGUUUAAACGGGAGGAGGUGUCCCCUACAGGGGGUUUCAGUGCCCACUACUUGUCGAUGUUUCUCUUAACUGCUGCCUGCUUAUUUUUCCUAAUACUGGGACUGACUUACCUAGGAAUGAGAGGGACAGGAGUAUCCGAGGAUGGAGGACUCAGCAUAAAAAACCCCUUUGAUGAAACAUUUGGAAACAUACAAGAAAGUGAGAAAAAUCUUAUGAUGAACACUUUAUACAAGCUUCAUGAUCGAUUGGCACAGCUUGCAGGAGAUCAUGAAUGUGGCAGUUCUAGUCAGAGAACACUUUCUGUCCAAGAGGCAGCUGCAUAUUUAAAAGAUUUAGGCCCUGAAUAUGAAGAUAUAUUUAAUAUUUCUUUGAAGUGGAUUUUAAAAAAUGGAAAAGAUGUUGGAAUAAGGUGUGUUGGUUAUGGCCCCGAGGAGCAAUUGAAAAAUAUAACUGAUGUGCAGUUUUUACAGUCCACAAGACCACAGAUGUCUUUCUGGUGUCGUUUUCGACGUGCUUUUAUUACUGUCACCCACAGGUUAUUGUUGUUAUGCUUAGGUGUAGUGAUGGUUUGUGUCGUUCUGCGUUACAUGAAAUAUCGCUGGACAAAAGAAGAAGAGGAAACAAGACAGAUGUAUGAUAUGGUGGUGAAGAUAAUAGAUGUUUUACGAAGUCAUAAUGAAGCUUGCCAGGAAAAUAAAGACUUACAACCUUACAUGCCUAUUCCACAUGUGCAAGAUUCCUUAAUACAGCCUCAUGACAGGAAAAAGAUGAAGAAAGUCUGGGAUAGAGCUGUUGACUUCCUUGCUGCUAAUGAGUCUAGAGUUCGCACAGAGACACGAAGAAUAGGUGGUACAGAUUUUCUAGUUUGGCGCUGGAUCCAGCCUUCUGCCUCCUGUGACAAAAUAUUAGUAAUACCUUCUAAAGUAUGGCAAGGUCAAGCAUUUCAUUUAGAUAGAAGAAAUUCACCACCAAAUAGUUUGACACCAUGUUUAAAGAUUCGAAAUAUGUUUGACCCAGUUAUGGAAAUAGGGGAUCAGUGGCAUUUGGCAAUUCAAGAAGCAAUUUUAGAAAAAUGCAGUGAUAAUGAUGGCAUUGUUCAUAUUGCAGUAGACAAAAAUUCACGUGAGGGCUGUGUAUAUGUUAAAUGUCUGUCUCCAGAAUAUGCUGGAAAAGCUUUUAAGGCAUUGCAUGGCUCUUGGUUUGAUGGGAAAUUGGUUACAGUAAAAUAUUUACGACUAGAUAGAUAUCACCACCGCUUUCCCCAAGCUCUUACUUGCAAUACUCCCUUGAAGCCAUCAAAUAAACAUAUGAACUCUAUGUCUCAUCUUCGUCUUCGGACUGGCCUAACCAAUUCUCAAGGAGGUUCCUGA